UCACUGUUGUCCUGAGGGUUUCGCAAAAUGGCCAGACCGCCAUAUUGGCUUCGUCUGUCAGAAAGUGUUGAGUGCUAUAACCUUUUCUUUAGUCAGUUAGAGGAGCUCUUGGUUUAGUGAUGGGUGCAUCAUGGAUUACUUAAUAUGCACUCUUAACUAUCUGCUGGCUUGUUAUAGCGCCAAUUACAUUUCAGAGAUCACAAUGCCGUGGUUGAUGCUGUAACGUUAAGACACAGGCCUGAUAACGAAGGCCGGACGUUACGGUCCCUGCGAGGAAGCCGCCAUUGCUAACAGUUAGUUAGCUAACAUGUCUGGGAAUGCGAAAAUCGUAGUCACAGCAUAGAAACAUCCGCGGGUAGCGUUAUUUUGUAUUAUUUUUUUUCGUGUUUCAAUAGUGACCAACAAUUAGCAAAGUUAACAUAACCGAAACCAGCCAAAACCAAUUGGCUGCUCGGGCUAGCUAACUUUGUCGACGAACGUGUCGUUAUUGCUGUCACUGAAAAGAGGGGUUAAAUGACGAGGUGUUACUUCAACCCCCAGCGUCUAUCACCACAAUAUAACGUUAACUUUCUGUUAUAUACAUUUUGGAGUUAUAACUCAACAUUCCAUUUUGAUAGCAAUGUCACGGUAAGCCUAUUCUAAAAUUAUACUAGCUAAACUAACGUUAUUACUUAGCUAACCGUUAACCCCAACCAUAACGUUACGUUAAGUAACGAUGGCUCGCGUGUAUUCAGUUACACAUUAGCGUAACGUUACUUGGGGGCCAACUGAAGAUGGUUAAGUUAGCUAUUUGGCUGCGAUGCUAACUAGUUGUUGAUCAACCGUUGCAAAUUUUUAGGGGUUGGUGACGUUGACUUUAGUUGACUAGACUGUAGUGAAGUUAAGUUACAGUGCAUCAAGUGGUUCGUUUUCGGAAAUAAACUGAAAACCCGUGUCGGCUCGUCUUGUAAUCUACUCUCCAUAUUUGUCGGCCGACUGAAAUCAGCGAGACUUUUUUUUUUUUAGCCACAUAACGUGACUACUGGUGGUGGGGUUACUGUUCAGUGUGUGCACACUGCACAGUUUGAGACGGGCGGGUCGUGGGGUUCGUAAUCCGGCUGCGGUUCAACACCUAGCAGUUGGUUUUACUACGGGACGGCCUCUCGUACCGGUCGGCCAAUGGAUCGUCUCCGGAUACCGCGGACGUCACAAGGGCCUGUCUGAAUGUGCCAGGACGGAGCUGAGAGUACGGGGGAUCAUCUGUAUCUGUGAGGGAUCCGCCGAGAGCUACAAGAUGGCAAGUGUGGCGGUAAUUACUCCGGACUCCUCCCAGGAUAAAUCCAGCCGCUUUUAUGUGAUGACCUGGAUCAACAACCUGCUAAAGACAGACUACAAAGAUUUGCAGCAGAUGGGUUCAGGUGUAUCUCACUGUCAGAUCAUGGACAUGGUUAUUCCUGGUUCUAUUGACAUGGACAAGGUAAAGCUCGAGGUACAAGGUGAGGAGGACCGCAAGCACAACUUCAGUCUGCUUAAUGAAGCCUUCUGCAAGAAUGGCAUCACAAAGACCAUUCCUAUCGAAGAGCUCAUUAAAGGGGAUUCCAAAAGCAACUUUGAGAUCCUGAAGUGGUUCAAAGCUUUCUACAUAGCAAAUAUGAAAAGUGAAGAAAACAACCAUGUGAAAGCUCAGGACAGCCAUGACAUCAGCCCUAUUCCAUCAUCUCCCCAAUCAGGAAAAUCUACAUUGGGAUCAGGCAAAAAGGAGAACGGCAAUGGAUCUACCAAAACAUUCCCUUACACUGAAAAGUGGAAUGAUAUUUUUGUUUGGGCUGAGCGUAGUCCUCUUGGAGAGGAAUAUACAUACUGCCACUCUUGUAGGAGGAGCCUCGCCACGUUCCAUAAAGGCCUUUUUGAACUCAAGCGGCAUGUAGAAACAAAAAAACACAAGAAGAGGACUCAAAUUUCAGGGAGUGCAGCCUGGCAAAGUAAACAUUCAGAGCCACUUCCCUGUAGUGAUGCAGCUAUCCGGUUUAUCUACAAACAGUGUUACACUGGCUCUGCGAAGGGUGAACAGGUGUCAAGACAUUUUGCACGCUAUAAACUGGGGUUGCAGUACCCUGAAGAUAUCAAAUCUAUCUGCCAGCACACCCCAUACUGUGUAUACAUAUAUGAGGGGGUUACACUGGAGAAGGAUGACACUGUCUCAGUGGUCCUUGUUGGUUUUUUUGAUGUUGAAGCCUCCAGGCACUGCAUCCGAUUCCUGGAUGCUCUUCAGUCAGCGGGUGGUGAAGAAGAUCAAACAGCGGCAGCAGUGGUGGAAAGCUUGAAGAAAUUCGGGAUACCCACAGAUAAUCUUGUCGCUUUUUACUCCGACAGUAACGGUGCAGCCUUGCAGCAGAUGUGCUCACAGCUCAGGGAACUCAACCCGAACAUAGUAGCCUUAGGAGGGAUGUAUACCAUCGCUGAUGCUUCUUGCCAAGCGGGGGUUAAGGAGCUCUCCAAUCAGAUUCAGGAGUUGAUGGUAGAUAUCCAUGCACACUCCUGCUCCUGCUCCACCAAAAACAAACACCUCGAGGCUCUUUUUGGCUCAGAUGUUAAAGCAGACAGUCCAUUUCAUCUCAACACCAGCUGCCUUAAGUUCUUCCUGUUUGUCACAAAAAUGUUGGAAGAAUGGAAAGAUCUGACAUCGUACUUCGAGUCUUGUGACAAGGAGGAUGACAAAGUCAAGUCAAUCUGCUUCCAGCUGCAGGAUCCCAAAGUCAGGGCAACAUUUAUGUUCCUGGAGCAGGCUCUGAGGCCCCUGUACAAUUUCCAAAGACACCUGCAGAAACACAAGGGGGCAGCCCGAGACGAUAUUCUGCUCAUCCUGGAAGAAGCCAGUCGCCUUCUGUGCACCUACACCUCCUACUUCCUUCAUCAUCAAGCUGCUGUUCACUUCCUCAAAGAGCGUGAUGCCCAGAUGCUUAAGAAUGAGAAAUUCCACCUGUCAAGCCCUGAGCUCCGCCUUGGUGGAAAAGCUGUGGAGGACUUCCUUAAUGAGUCAAAGGCUUCAGAGGCACUGUCACUGUUGAAAGAGGAAGCACUGUCUUUCUAUGCUGCACUCACAGGCUGCAUUGCAGAGAAGCUACCUCUAAGUGAGGUGGUGCUCAAGAGCAUAGCUGAACUGCUGAACCCGCAAAGCAGGCUCACAGUGAUAGGGAAGGCAGUGGAGGAGCUUGGGACCAAGCUGGGAGUCUGCUCCUCACAGCUCACAACUGAAUUCCUUGAGUAUCAGUUGGAGGGAUGGAGUGAAGAGGAAAAGAAAGACAACGCAGUGCUUUCACUGGAGAAAUACUGGGCCACCAUACUGAAGGACACCAAGCCAACCUCUGCCUUCAGGAAGCUUAUUUUGACCCUGAUGUCUCUCCCCAGUCCUCCACUUGAGGCUCAGCAGGUUUUUACUCAGGCCCUGGAGAAUGAAGAUGCCGCACCUUUCUCUGAGAGUGAAGCCUUAACAGAAAGCGAGUGUGAUGUCAUGUCCGACAGCACUCUUUCAGACAGCAUCAGCAGGAAAAACAUAUCACUUCGCAAAAAAGUGAAACCAUGUGAAGUCCGCCUUACAAAGAUAAAUCACCUCCAGAAUGAAAAUGGUUCCUUGUGGAACGAGGGGACCAAUAGGGGAAGUUUUGGCUGGGAGAGCAGCUUACGCCAGAAGCCACAGGCCCGUACAGUGUUUCAGGCUGGUGCUAGCAAGUGGUCCAACCCCGUAAAUCUCGAUAAGGACAGCAAAAAGGGUGUGGAGUCACGAGAUGAGGUGAAGGAGGAGACAUCACCAUCCAGUAAACCUACACCAACAAGAGGACGACGAAAACAGGCCUACCAGGAUGGGAAAGGAUUUCUGACAGGAGAACUUGUGUGGGGGAAAGUGAAAGGGUUCUCCUGGUGGCCUGGGAUGGUGAUGUCUUGGAAAACCAAGUCGUCUCCUCCGGGUAUGCGGAGGGUUGAGUGGUUCGGAGACGGAAUGUUCUCAGAGAUCUAUACAGAUGGUCUUCAGCCAUUUAGUGCCUUCACCAAGUGCUUCUGCAAAAAUUCCUUCACCAGCUUGCCCAUCUACAAGGAAGGCAUCUUCCAGAUCCUCGAGUUGGCAGGUGAACGAUGUGGCAAGUCCUUUGCUGCGGCAGAAGUAAAUAAAGAAAAAGAGCUGAAGCUGAUGCUGGACUGGGCUGUGGAAGGAUUUCUGCCUACAGGGCCAGAGGGAUUCUUACCUCCUGAUUCUGCUGCACAGCAAGAGUCUUCGGAGUCUGCGCUUUCUGACUACCAGCCUCCAGUAAAAAGGAAAUAUACUUUUAAAAAUAAGGCAAAUGCAACCCCCAUCACCUAUAACAGAGAAGCAAUACCAGAAAAGGUAAAAGAGAGAGGCAAAACAAUUGAAGAUGUUUGUUUGUCUUGUGGAUCAUCUGAGGUUGACGUGCAGCACCCGUUGUUUGAAGGUGGUCUUUGUCAGAAAUGCAAGGAGAACUUCACAGAGACGCUGUAUCGCUACGAUGAUGAUGGUUACCAAUCGUACUGCACUGUUUGCUGUGCCGGCUUGGAGGUCAUUCUGUGUGGUAACGCCAGCUGCUGCAGAUGUUUCUGUAAGGACUGCCUGGACAUCCUGGUGGGCAGCGGAACCUUUGACAAGCUGAAAGAUGUUGAUCCCUGGAGCUGCUACAUGUGCCAGCCGUCAGAGUGUGCUGGAAACCUCAAACUCAGACCAGACUGGCGUGUCAAGGUUCAAGACCUGUUUGUCAACAACAGCGCCAUGGAGUUUGAGCCUCACAGAGUUUACCCCUCCAUCCCUGCUGAUCAGCGCAGACCACUCAAGGUGCUCUCACUUUUUGACGGCAUCGCAACAGGAUACCUGGUCCUGAAAGACCUGGGCUUUAAGCUCGAGCGCUACAUUGCUUCAGAGAUUUGUGAUGAUUCGAUCGCCGUGGGGAUGAUAAAACAUGAGGGAAAGAUCGAGUAUGUCAAUGAUGUUCGUACCAUCACGAGGAAACAUCUGGCUGAAUGGGGUCCAUUUGAUCUUCUGAUUGGAGGAAGUCCAUGUAAUGACCUGUCCAUGGUCAACCCUCUGCGAAAAGGAUUAUUUGAGGGCACUGGGAGGCUCUUUUUUGAGUUUUACCGCAUCCUGACCAUGUUGAAGCCAAAGGAGGGUGACGACCGUCCGUUCUUCUGGCUGUUUGAGAACGUGGUUUUCAUGAGUGCUCAUGACAAGUCAGAUAUCUGCAGAUUCCUUGAGUGUAAUCCGAUUCUCAUCGACGCAGUGAAAGUCAGUCCGGCUCACAGAGCACGUUACUUCUGGGGUAACCUCCCUGGCAUGAACAGACCCCUCGCUACAUCUCUAGAUGACAAAGUGGCCCUUCAGGAUUGUUUGGAAUCUGGCCGCAAAGCAAAGGUUGACAAAAUCCGUACCAUCACAACAAAGUCAAACUCUAUACGGCAGGGCAAGAUGGGGCUACCUGUCAACAUGAACGGAAAGGAGGACUACCUGUGGUGCACCGAACUAGAACAGAUCUUUGGCUUCCCCAAGCAUUACACAGAUGUGAACAACAUGGGCCGGAGCCAGAGGCAGAGAGUCCUGGGUCGCUCCUGGAGUGUCCCCGUUAUCCGUCACCUCUUCGCUCCGCUGAAGGAUUAUUUCGAAUGUGAAUAACGACUGUGAACUGAAUGUUUGCUCUCAUGUCGGAGCUGCAGCUGUAAACAUUCUGCCUUAUCCUGCCGUGCAUUACUAGGUAGUUCAAAUUUUGACCUUUAGAAGUGAAUCCUCUGAGUUGUCAGUUAUCUAUGAGCCACUAUCACCAGCAGGCACUUUUGCUUUUUUGUUUCCAGGUUUACUUGACAAAUGUUGGUGCUGUUAUUGAAUAAUAAUGGUGCUCAGAACAUUGGCCUGAAUCACAAAGCAAGAUUAGACGGUUUACCAGCUAUCUUUGGGCUUAACUCAGGUUUUCCAGAACCACAGAGCUGGUUCAUUUUUAAUCUUUCAACUCCAAUGAAUUCUAUAGGAUCAGAUCAAAACCUGCCAACAGCUCCAUUACUGACCAGUCAUCAUAGUGUAAGAAAUCACUCUUCCUUUCCUCUGCAGGAUCCUGACACAAAACACUGAGUUUACAGUGAAAAAGGUGCAAUAGACAUUUUUGUGCAUAUAUCCAUAAUAGUUUAUAAUUAUACAAAAGCACCAACAUGUCACUCAUAUUUUACUACUUUUUAGUGUAAUGUACUACUUAUAGAAAUGCCUACACUGUAGCUUUGCUUUUAAUAUUUGGAUAUGAAUAUUUUUAUAUUGAUGGCCUCAUGAUACUCAGCGUGAUUCUCGUGUUAGACUCGUGUUAGAAUCCAGGUGACCCAAAGUGAGCCGUCGAUCUUGCUUCAUGAUCCAGUCCCCAGGUCUCUACCUCAACUCCUAUUUUUUUGGUUCAGAAUCUGCAGUUACACUUUUUUAUCCUCUGUUUAAUUUAUGAAUAUGAAAAAAAAAUGUUAACUGUCUUUUUUAAACAAUCUGUAUUUUAUAUUAUUUUAUCAUCUUACCAGGAAUUUUAAGUGUGAUCUAAUCAUGUUAAUCAGGAGCUGUGAUUAAUUUCUAUGAGUGUUUCGACUGGCCUUUUCUUAAAUUCUGCUUAUUAAAUACUAUUGAUCCACACUACAUUCAUCUCACCGUGGUGCACCAGUGGUUAUGGUCCAAAAUUCCCUCACUGGAUUUGCACAUUUUAUGUAUUUUACGGAAAAGUAAUUUGUACAAGACCAAAAAUAUCACGUGUCUACACAUCGAGAACAAACUCUCAUGAUUGUUAUCAAACUUUCAACUGCAGUGUUUCAAAUAUCACUGUAGUAAGAACGAUAAUGCAGACAUCUGACUUAAUGUACAGUGUCUUCUACUGCAGGAUCAUCCCUCCGCUAAAUUAACACAGUUGUUGGAUGUUAUAAUCAUGUUGCCACGGUGAUGAACGCUUCCUGACUGUUUUUACUUAAACUAAGCAGUCAGACAAACUUCUCCAUCCCCUUCAUGGUGGACUGAAACAUUAUGAUGGGUAGUUUUUCACAAUUCUUUUAACAAGUUACAAGCCAAAUAAUUUAAAAUACUCAUUAAGUUAAUUGGUUUUACAGUCCUAAAAUGUUUUUAUUUGGGUGGAAAAAACAAUACUUUUGUAACUGACUUCUUUUUUUACUGUUACUGUUUGUGACAUUUCAUAGGCCAAAAAAUUCAUCUUUCAAUCAUGAAAAUAAUCAGGAGAUUUAAAAGGAAAGUAAUUGUUAUUUCUAUAAUUACAUUUGUUGUUUUUUAAGAAUAUGGUCAGCAGUAAUUUUUAUAUAGCUUACAUGCAAAGCCACUAUUAUGUUCCUUUAACCCUUAAUGACACAUGUACCAUCAGUUUUGUGUAAGUGGAAUAUCUGGUAAUAUUUGCUUUUUCAUUCUUCAAAUGUGUUUGUAGUUCUCUUUAAACGUGGACAUCACUGUUCAGGUGUCCUUCAAUGCAGAUUUUAUGCACACCUGUUUUUAUUGUUCAAGGAAAUCUUGUUAACAUUACUGACAGGUAAGAUACUGUAUUCUUCCACCUGUAUGAUGGACAGGGCUUCAGUGAAUUCAUACUGUUCUGAGGUGGUCGACACUUUUACCUCAUUGAAUGUUUGUUUGGGACUUUUGAUUUCUGAAGGUGCUAUGCUAACGGUGCUAACUUCGCAUGUACAGCUUUAUUUCGUUGUGGUGGGUUUUUUUGUUUGUUUGUUUUUAGCUCUUCCUUUAAACAGCACCAGUUAAGGUGAACUUCUCUUGUAGACUGUUGUUCCGAUUGUUCAGUUGUGUGUUAUGAAAUUACAAAUGUAGGGAAAUGUUAGUGUGAUGUGUAGCUUGAUGAUAACAACAGUGGCAUGUGAGGACAUACUGAAAACAAGUGUACUUUUGUGCAAAACUGUGGCAUGACAAAGGGAAAGCUAGUUCCUGAGCCAACAUCUACUUUUGAUUUGUUUUAUUUCUUCAUCGUGACUAAUAAAACACCCAAAUCAGGACA
Molecule: messenger RNA, 8000 nt
Organism: Acanthopagrus latus (yellowfin seabream)
Lineage: Eukaryota; Metazoa; Chordata; Actinopteri; Spariformes; Sparidae
Gene: dnmt3ba
Product: DNA (cytosine-5-)-methyltransferase 3 beta, duplicate a
Exons: 26
Coding region: 1274-5650 (1458 amino acids)
Biological process (GO): negative regulation of transcription by RNA polymerase II
Cellular component (GO): nucleus
Molecular function (GO): DNA (cytosine-5-)-methyltransferase activity, acting on CpG substrates; protein binding; DNA binding
Source: RefSeq, a predicted model, not a curated record